Molecule: messenger RNA, 1687 nt
Organism: Sceloporus undulatus (fence lizard)
Lineage: Eukaryota; Metazoa; Chordata; Lepidosauria; Squamata; Phrynosomatidae
Gene: COCH
Product: cochlin
Exons: 11
Coding region: 45-1631 (528 amino acids)
Source: RefSeq, a predicted model, not a curated record
UCCUCCUCUUCCUUGGUGUCCUCUUUCUAGCCAUUCCUGAGAGAAUGUGCCAGACUCCAGUCCUCAGUGCCAUUACAUGUUUUACAAGAGGACUUGAUCUCAGAAAGGAUAGAGCAGAUGUCCUCUGCCCAGCAGGCUGUCCUAUGUAUCAGUUCCAAGUCUAUGGAAAUAUCAUAUAUGCCUCCGUUUCCAGCAUCUGUGGAGCAGCUAUUCACAGAGGCAUCAUUACCAAUUCAGGUGGGGCUGUAAGAGUGCAAAUGUUACCUGGGCGAGAGGACUACUCAGCAAUAUAUGCCAAUGGAAUCCAGUCCCAAGUGCUUUCUAGAUGGUCAUCAUCAUUCAUAGUAUCUAGUAUCACAAGUGGAGCACUUGAAGCAGCUGCACGACCCAUUUCAACAGCACGCCCAUCUGCAAGUAAAAGACCCAAGAAGACACUUGAGAAAAAGUCUGGGAACAAAGACUGUAAAGCGGAUAUUGCUUUUCUGAUUGAUGGAAGCUACAAUAUUGGGCAGCGUAGAUUUAAUUUGCAGAAGAACUUUGUUGGGAAAGUAGCGAUGAUGCUGGGAAUUGGAACUGAAGGACCACAUGUGGGAGUUGUGCAAGCCAGUGAGCAUCCCAAAACUGAAUUUUACCUGAAAAACUUCACUGCUGCAAAAGAUGUCUUAUUUGCCGUAAGAGAGAUUGGUUUCAAGGGAGGCAAUUCAAAUAUAGGAAAAGCCUUGAAACAAACAGCCCAAAAAUUCUUUUCUCCUGAAAACGGGGUACGGAAAGGCAUUCCUAAAAUCAUCGUAGUUUUCAUAGAUGGCUGGCCAUCAGAUGAUCUGGAAGAAGCUGGUAUAGUGGCCCGAGAAUUUGGCAUUAAUGUAUUCAUUGUUUCAAUUGCAAAACCUACACCUGAAGAACUUGGAAUGGUUCAAGAUGUUGGCUUUAUUGAAAAGGCUGUUUGUCGAAAUAAUGGCUUCUUUUCCUACAACAUACCAACUUGGUUUGGUACUACAAAAUAUGUGAAACCACUGGUUCAAAAACUUUGUGCUCAUGAACAAAUGCUAUGCAGCAAGACUUGCUACAACUCGGUUAACAUAGCCUUCCUGAUAGAUGGUUCUAGCAGUGUUGGAGACAGCAACUUUCGUCUUAUGGUUGAAUUCAUCAGUAAUGUUGCUAAAUCAUUUGAGAUCACAGACAUUGGAGCUAAAAUUGCAGCUAUUCAAUUUACUUAUGAUCAGCGCACUGAGUUCAGUUUUACAGACUACAGCACAAAAGAAAGAGUUCUUGCUGCUCUUCGUGGAAUCCGUUACAUGAGUGGUGGUACUGCUACUGGAGAGGCCAUUACUUAUACAACCAGAAAUGUGUUUGGACCUGUGAGAGAUGGAGCCAACAAAAAUUUCCUGGUGAUUUUGACUGAUGGCCAGUCUUAUGAUGAUGUCAGGGGGCCUGCUGCUGCUGCUCAUAAAGCAGGUAUCACCGUCUUCUCUAUUGGAAUUGCUUGGGCUCCACUGGAUGAUUUAAAAGACAUGGCAUCUGAACCUAGGGAGACACACACCUUCUUCACAAGAGAAUUUACAGGACUGGAGCAGAUUGCCCCUGAUGUUGUUCGAGCCAUUUGCAGAGACUUCAUGGACUCCAAACAGUGAAUGAAACAGGUUGCAGUAGAUGACUCUAAAUAUGUCCAGGAAAGCCAAAGAGGUGU